GCGUCAUUGCGUCACCGUCCGCCAUUUUAGCAAACGGGUCGGGGUGUCUGUGUUUGCCGUUGUUUCGGGGUCUUUAUCAAAAAUAGUUACACUAAUCCAUACAGGUCGUUGCUCCGGAGUACCAUAGACCAAAAAUGCAGGCAGAACACGAACAGACUGAAUUCAGCACGGAUGAGAUUCCAGAGGGAUCCAAAAUAAACGCAAGCAAGAAUCAGCAGGAUGAUGGGAAAAUGUUUAUCGGUGGUCUGAGCUGGGACACCAGCAAGCAAGACCUGAAAGACUACCUGUCGAAGUUUGGAGAGGUGUUGGAUUGUACCAUCAAAACAGACCCAAUGACCGGCCGAUCCAGAGGUUUUGGCUUUGUGCUCUUCAAAGAUGCAGAGAGUGUCGACAGAGUUCUGGAGCUGAAGGAGCACAAACUGGAUGGGAAACUGAUUGAUCCAAAGCGAGCCAAAGCCAUGAAGGGGAAAGAGCCUCCUAAAAAAGUCUUUGUUGGAGGUCUUCGUCCAGAAACCUCAGAGGAACAAAUUCGGGAAUAUUUUGGAUCUUUUGGAGAUAUUGAAAAUAUUGAACUCCCCGUGGACAGCAACACGAACGAGAGGCGAGGGUUCUGCUUUGUAACAUAUGUGGAUGAAGAACCUGUUAAGAAGCUUUUGGAAAAUAGAUACCACAAUGUGGGAGCAGGAAAGUGUGAAAUUAAAGUUGCCCAGCCCAAAGAGGUCUACAGACAGCAGCAGAACAGAAGUGACCGGGGAGGGAGAGGAGGAUUCAGAGGUCGUGGAAGAGGAGGACCAAGUCAGGGCUACAACCAAGGCUAUGGCGGCUACUAUGGACAGAACUAUGGAGGCUACGGCAAUGGCUACAGCCAGGGUUAUAAUGAUUACUCUGGGUAUGACUAUUCGGGCUACAACUACCAAAAUUAUGGAUAUGGACAAGGCUAUGAUGAUUACAAUGGUCAACAGAGCAACUAUGGCAAGGUCUCCCGGGAGGGUGGAAAUCAUCAGAACAACUACCAGCCAUAUUGAUGAAAUGGCUUGACCUGCCAGAAUUUAUGUGGGGACUUCAUUGCAGGCCGUGUGUCACCUGACCACGAAAUUCUCUGGGCGUCGCACAUAGCGGGCAGAGAGCACGGCAUGCACGAGAAAACGCUGUCCUGUGGUAUGGUCUCUUCAAAUUUCCUGUACCAGCGUUAAAGAGCAAACGUUAAGCAGGAGAUCUCUCGUUUUCCCUUAAGUUAUCAGGGUUUUGUUUAACAGUUUUAAAAUGAAUUUUUUACAGGUAUUUAACAGUGAACCCUAAAGUGUUUAACCUUGCUGUUUGUAUUCUCCUUUUUAUUUUAGUGUUCUUGUAUUUCAGUUCUGGAGCUUCAGUGUUUUUGUUUGGUUUGUUUUUUUUCCUUUUGUUUGUCUAAAAUGGUUCCCACCUCAUAAAUUGCAUAAAACUCAUAAUGCUUGCUUUUUCUUUAGAGUCCAUAGAGAACUUCAAAUGGUACACCUCAGUCCUUUUCCUUAAGAUAUAGAUGAUAAAGAUCAUAUGUAAACAAUUUUUAUGAAGCCAUAAAAAGCUAACAUGCAAGCUGUCAUCAUGGUGUCACUUACUGUUUGGAAAUUACCUUAAAUUUGAUGAGACACUUAUAAGGGUCUGCUCCUUUUUGGUGAGAUUGUCCACCAGCUCAGCGGAGCUAAAGGUUUCGCUGCCUAUAGACACGCUUUCAGUAACAUUAAGUUGUACAUAUGAUCUUUAGUCUUGAAUGGUGAUCUUAAUAGCUUAAAGUCAACAGCUCACGAAGUUAAACUGAAACAUGGAGGUGGUCUUUUUCAGUGACAUUCUAGCCCUGUAAAAAAUAGUUAAUGUCUCAUCUCGUCUCUUUUAGGUGGGCAGACUGAGCGUUCGUACCCUGGAGGCAGCUCAUGGAUACCCUGUUCUUCUUAAUCAAAGAGCGUCUUGAUUUUAAAGUUUUUUUUUUUGUUUGUUUGUUUCAUUGUCCUCUGAUGAAGACAUUCACAGUCAGACCUUGUAAAUAUUGUUUCCAAGUUUCUUAUCCUGUGCUUUGUUAAAGUAGAUCCUGAAAGUUUUGUGCUGAUGUGUACUUAGAACCUGAUUUGGAAAGUGUCCUUUUUGUCUUAAUUUUUUUCAGUUUUGGAUAAAUGGAAAUUAAAAAUAAAAUUGGGGUACAAAACCA
Messenger RNA from Pangasianodon hypophthalmus (striped catfish), 2182 nucleotides. It is a transcript of the gene hnrnpdl, whose product is annotated as heterogeneous nuclear ribonucleoprotein D-like. The record is from RefSeq and is a predicted model, not a curated record. Gene Ontology annotation, biological process: regulation of gene expression. Bases 135 to 1025 code for a protein of 296 amino acids. NCBI's taxonomy places the organism in Eukaryota, Metazoa, Chordata, Actinopteri, Siluriformes, Pangasiidae. Gene Ontology annotation, cellular component: nucleoplasm. Gene Ontology annotation, molecular function: poly(A) binding; poly(G) binding. The transcript is spliced from 8 exons.